Anas platyrhynchos (mallard) is the source of this 1971-nucleotide messenger RNA. RefSeq names its product TRAF interacting protein with forkhead associated domain (gene TIFA). Gene Ontology annotation, biological process: positive regulation of canonical NF-kappaB signal transduction. Gene Ontology annotation, molecular function: protein binding. The record is from RefSeq and is a predicted model, not a curated record. NCBI's taxonomy places the organism in Eukaryota, Metazoa, Chordata, Aves, Anseriformes, Anatidae.
ACUACACAUACACAGAGCAGUGCAGGACUGAGACCGAGACAGAGCCUUUCGCUCAGUGCCCUGCCUCUCGUUCGUGUGUGGGAGUAAUCUUGCUUAAUAAGUAAAUUGCAGCAGCUGAAAGGCAGGGAAUGGCUCGUUUUUCCCACUGCGUGGCUGGGUUGCAUCAGAAUUUCUAGUGAAAUGAAUUUUCGGCUCAGCUUGGUUCAGCAGCGAGGAGAGGAGGCAGUGCCACGAAGCUGCUUAGAGCACAGGAAAAUAACUGAACGCUUUUUGGUAACAGUGAGCUGUUACUUCGAAACCAUGCCUUGUAAUUACUACAUUUUGUUUGUGUUCAAAGCGUUAAUUUUGGAGGUGGGAAGUGAAACUGAAACUACUUAUUCUUCUGAAAGCUUAACCUGCCACCUCUGCAGCACGCGCUUCUUGCCAGCGGUGUGACCACUGGUUUGAGAAAAGUCCUCGGCGAAUGUGAGAUUUUCAGAUGUCCGACAAAGACCCCAGCCGAAGCUGAGCUCCAGCCGCUUUUCGGAAAAUAACAAGACGCCACCAGCACGUGCAGAGCAGAGCCUGGCUGUUCUCAAGGCGUGAAGCCACCGCCACCCCUGGCACCGGAGCUCCCCACCACAUCCCGGCCCUCGCGUCCCAGCUGACGGGCACAGCUUUGAGAAUUCAUUUCACCAUGACCUCUUUUGAAGAAGCUGAAACUGAGGAAACAGCAGCAUGCCUCCACAUGACUUUUUACCAUCCUUGCCAAGACGACAAGAUGAUGUUUCGCUGCCUGAAUUUCUGUAAGCGAGAACAGGUCAGGGCAGAUGAAAUGGCCAAAUUCGGCCGUGACCCUAACAUCUGCCAUUAUAACUUGGUGGAUACUCGUGUUUCUCGGAUUCAGUUUUCACUGCAGUUCUACAGAAAGCCUAACAGCUCAGAAUUGUGUUUUGAGAUAAAGAACAUGAGCAAGAAAACAAAGCUGUUUGUGGACCACACGGAACUGGGUUACUUAAACAAAAUCGACCUGCCAUGGAAGUGCAUCGUUUGUUUCGGGGACUACCAGAUUUUAAUGGAGAUUCAAGAAGGGGAGUCCUUGGAUUAUUUUGAGACUCACUUAUACUUGUCAAAAGUACCAAUUUUACAAGAAAAAUGCAUUCCAUUGGUACAACCCCUACCUGAGAACAGCAUUAUCCCUUCAUUGUUUCCUUCCCAAGGCAAAAGCCCUAUAGAGAUCGAUGAAAAUGAGUCAUGCUAGCAGAGAGGAGGAGGCUGGAUGAGAUUUUGAACCUGUGAAACCUGCAUGAUUUAGGAGCUGAAGGCCAUCAUCUCAACCUACUUUUUCAUGGUUCUCACUUGCUGUACAUCAGUCCUCUUACUGUUUUCAAUACCACGACAUAGUUUGUUGAACAGAAACAAAUUCCUGCCACUGCCUUUACCAGGGCGUACGUUCUCUCUGAUCUCCACUGUUUUCUACAUAAACAUAUCAGAGAUACUUUGAGCCACUCCAGUCCAUGGUAGCAGAUUCAAUUCAAGAACUGUGACUACGUGCCUCAUUGAUGUAUUUAACAGCUUUUAACAUAGAGCAUUCGGAACAAUGUUUUAGCCACACGUUGGUUAGCUAGGGAGGGAUGUAAUGUCUUGCUGCAUUUCUUAUACUUUUUUUUUAUUAUUUUUUAUUUUUUUGCUUUUGACAUUAAGCUCUGAACAGUAUUUUCAAGCCUAGGUUGUAACUUCCCAGAUUUUGCAGUUUAGAGCUACCUUGUCAGCAUAGUAUAUUUAAAUUAAUGUUUAUACUAACUUUGCAUAGAAAUCUUCUUUCUAUUUGGGAUUAAAAUAUAUAUAUAUAUUUUGCCAGUAAAGUGUUUUUGCUUGUGAAUGUAAAUAAACAUGCAAUAUUUGUGAUCAUGUUAUGUAAAGACCCAGCUAAGUUUUGUAGUAAAGCAUUUGGUUGUCCAGUAAAGAUUUGUCUUCUUGUACAAGCAUAGU